Messenger RNA from Carassius auratus (goldfish), 2503 nucleotides. Its product is annotated as heterogeneous nuclear ribonucleoprotein C-like. NCBI's taxonomy places the organism in Eukaryota, Metazoa, Chordata, Actinopteri, Cypriniformes, Cyprinidae. Gene Ontology annotation, molecular function: RNA binding. Bases 188 to 1072 code for a protein of 294 amino acids. The record is from RefSeq and is a predicted model, not a curated record. The transcript is spliced from 10 exons. Gene Ontology annotation, cellular component: nucleus.
CGUAUUUGCGCGACGCCAUUUCGUGCCUCGUCUGUUGGUCGGUGUCUGCUGCACGCGCUGGUACGGACUGUAUCCACAAAACAGUACAGCACCGAAUUUUAAUCAUUUUUAGUCUUAAACUCCCGCAUUUUUGAGCCACAUCAAUCCAAUCAGGCAGACAGACGACUCGACCUGAAAUACAGACAGAAUGGAACAUUCCCCAACCACCAGCAGCCUGAUGGCCAGCAACGUCACCAACAAGACCGAUCCGCGUUCGCUGAACUCCCGGGUCUUCAUCGGGAACCUCAACACCAUGCUGGUGACCAAGGCUGAUGUGGAGGCCAUCUUCAGUAAGUACGGGAAGAUCGUGGGUUGCUCUGUGCACAAAGGCUUCGCCUUCGUCCAGUACGCCAACGAGAGGAACGCCAGAGCCGCAGUCGCUGGUGAAGAUGGGCGGAUGAUCGUCGGACAGGUGCUCGAUAUAAAUCUGGCUGGGGAGCCAAAACCCCAUCGGCCAAACACUACUAAGCGCUCUGCAGGAGAUAUGUACAGUCCUUCAUUUGAUCUGGACUAUGACUUUCAGAGAGAUUACUAUGACAGGAUGUACUCGUACCCGUCUCGCGUCCCCCCUCCUCCUCCUCCUCCGCUCUCACGGCCGGUGAUUCCCUCCAAACGAGCGCGAGUGAGCGUGAGCGGUGGCAGCCGCAGGACCAAGAGCAGCUUCUCCUCUAAGAGCAGCCAGCGCACGUCCCGCACCAUGAGAGUUGAUGAUCUACAGACCAUUAAGAAGGAGCUGACUCAGAUUAAACACAAAGUGGACUAUCUGCUGGAGAGCCUGGAGCGCAUGGAGAGAGACCACAGCAAGAAAUCAGAGGUGAAGAGCUCUAAACCAGAUGAAGUGUCACCACAGCACUCCAGCAGCAAGAAAGAGCGCGAGAACUCAGAAAUGAACGACUAUGAGGACGAUGGAGACCUGCUGGAGGAAGAGGAGAUCAAGAGUCGAGGAAGGGAGGAUGAUGAUGAUGAAGAAGAGGAAGGUGAGCAGGAGGAAGGAGAGGACGAUGGGGACAGCGCCAACGGAGACCAUUCUUAAACACUGCAGACACAGACACGCAUGCAUGCUCACCGUGAGAUGUAGAGUAGAUCCUCUGACCUUCAACGCACACUUAGUUUUAUUUUAGAAGUCCAGAGCAAUAACUAAGACUCUGUGGAUCAUGAAAAUGACACUUUUUAGAGAAGCCGUGUAAACCCCUGACUCGAGCCAGCUUUCCAUGAGAUUGUGUAUUUCUUGAAUUUAAAACGGUUGAAUGCUUUGGAUUGAGAAAAUACUUUAGAUCGCAUUGAAAUAAAUCUCCUUCAUUGGUGUGACAUUGAACAAGUUUGCUGACAAGCCGUUUUAAAGAUUGGCAACCCAACAGCUCGAUUGUGUUUGGAAAUUUGGAGGAUGAACCACGUGCUACACGGCUAUCGGAUUUGACCAAACUAUCAGUUAUAGGUUGUGCUUAGAUGAAGGUUAAAGCAAAAAUAAGUAACCAGUUUCAUAACUUUUCAACCCCUAAGGCUAGCUCAGUAUUUGUCAAUGAUAAUUACCAUCCUGAACGACUAAUGUAGGUUUACCGUGUGGUUUAGUGAUUGACACGUUGAUGAGCCAAUCAGAAUGCAUCAAAUUUGGACAUUAGAGCUCUUAAAGAGACACUAACUUGUACGUUCAACCUUGCUAAUUGGUUUGCACCAACCAUACGCUGCCAAUAUAAACACAUUGGAUUGUCAAGCCAUUCCUUUCCCACUUCUGGCAGGUUCAGGUUGUUCUUCUCUGGUGUUUUUAAAGUCUUAGUCCGUUGCAUGACUUACGGUGGCGAUAAUGGUGGAUGGAAUUCGGGAACGUUCUGCUAUGUUCUUGAGGUCAUUCACUCUUUAAACCGGCCUGUGCAGAUUGAAAUUGCACAGACGCGCUCAAAUACGUCUGUCUUCACCAAUGCUUUCCAUGAUUCUUCUGGUUGUGAGACCCUUCUGUGCAGAUUUCUGAUCUUAAACGCUUGUUGUCGCCGUCUACUCCUACACAUACUAGACUCUCAUAAGAGUCUCAGAUUGUUUCCCAAAGCUCUUGGCAGACUAAAGUCCCCAAACCCUAACAAACUGAACCCAAUUGUUCUUAUUUGUGCGCUGGUUCAGCCACAGCAAUGCUCUUCUAGGACUUGUUUUGGGAAUAAAUGUAAAGUUACUCAUCCUGACCAGUGGGUGGCAGUGUGGCCCCGUUCUGUUAUUUAACCUCACAGAAAUACUGUUUGUUUGAUUGAACUGUUUUAUAUUCUGUAUGUGGGCACUGAGUGUGUGAGAAUAAGUUUGGAUUGUACAGUUAACGUGAUUUUACCCGUGUGUUUGUAUCUGUGUGCAGUGACACUAAGAGCUGAGUUUGCUUCUGGUAAAUACUACGUGUGUUUGUAGCCAUUUUGUUUCUAUUUGUUUUGUUUGUCUUCUGUUUGGUCUGUGUUAUAAGUUUCAAUAAAACUACAAAUGUUCAUGA